Rotaria sordida is the source of this 1830-nucleotide messenger RNA. NCBI's taxonomy places the organism in Eukaryota, Metazoa, Rotifera, Eurotatoria, Philodinida, Philodinidae. The record is from the annotation of a GenBank genome assembly.
AUGGCUACCGAUCUGGAAUGUCAGACGUCGACAACAACUCCUGAAAUCGAUGAACGUCUUUAUUCACGACAACUACAAAUAUUUUGUGAUUUUGGUCAAAACUUCAAAGUACUCGAUACAAAUGGUGAAGAUUCAAUAACAGAAGAAAUAGUCAAUUCAAUUAGUCAUGAUGAAAUUGGUGUUGUAUCAAUAGCGACAUAUACAAAACAUGGUUUCGAAGAUGGAUCAUACGUUACUGUUCAUGAUGUGAAAGGAAUAACUGAAAUUAAUGAUCGUGAAUUCAAAAUCACUGUACUAGAUCCAUAUACAUUUACUAUCGGUGACAUAAGAAAUUUUGGUGUUUAUAAAGGUAGUGGAACAGUCACUGAAGUCGAAAAAGCAGAAACUGUGCAUUUCAUGUCAAUGUCUGCUAAUCUUCAUUUAUCAUUUCAAGGUUUAUCACUUUUUCAAAACCAAUAUAAUGCAUUGCCUCAACCAUGGAAUGAUGAUGAUGCAGAUAAAUUCUAUGAAAUAGUUGAGAAAUUAAAUAGAGAAAAUGGUGAACAGGUAUUAACAGAUCAACUAAAUAAACAUUGGAUAAGACUAUUUGCUAAAACAUGUACUGGUGAUUUAUGUCCAAUUCAAUCUAUUAUUGGUGGUAUUGCUGCUCAAGAAGCAAUCAAAGUUGGUUCAGGUGCAAUUGGUUGUGAAAUAUUGAUAAAUUUUGCUAUAAUGGGCAUUGGAUGCGGAAGAGAUGGUACAGUAUUUGUAUCCGAUAUGGAUUCAAUCAAGAUAUCGGGUUUACAUCGACAAUUUCUAUUUUGUUCUCGGAAUACUGGUUUACUUCAUAAUUUCCCACGUGAUCAUGUGGUAGAUAAAGGUAAACUUUUUUGGAGUGGAAAUAGACGAUGUCCACAUCUAUUGAAAUUUGAUGUUAACAAUAAACUUCAUUUGGAUUUCAUUAUUGCUGCAUCCACUUUAUUUGCACAUAUGUAUAAUAUCCCGCAAAUAUGUGAUCGUCAAUUUAUUGCACAAGAAGUAACAAAAGUACAAGUGCCUGAAUUUAAACCAAAGGAUAUUUUUACAGCAGAUAAUGAUAGUAACCAAUGUAGAGUUGAUGAUCAGCAACGAAUGAAUGUUCAAGAGAAAAACAAUUCGUCAAUUGAACAACUUCUUAAUCGAUUGCCUAAACUUGAUGAAAUAGUUGACAUUAAGAUUCAACCACAUGAAUUAAAAACUGAUGAUGAUACGAAUUUUCAUAUGGAUUAUAUAGUAGCAACAACUCUUUUACGAACUGAAAACUAUGAAAUACAAAUAACUGAUCGAAGUCAAAUCAAAAGAAUUGCUGAAAAUAUAAUUCCAGCUAUUGUAACAACAACAGCAAUGGUUACAAGUCUUGUUUGUCUUGAAGUUUAUAAAUUAAUUCAAGGUCAUAAGAAGAUUGAAUCAUAUCGAAAUGUAUGCCUUAAUUUGACUUUACCAUUCUUUGCAUUUUUUGAAUCGGUACCACCAAAAUGUCAAAAGUAUUUAGACAAGAAAUUCACUUUAUGGGAUCGGUUUGAAGUGAAAGGUGAUAUGACAUUGGAAGAAUUUAUAGAAUACUUUAAGUGUGAGCAUAAACUAGUACCAAACAUAAUUUCAGAAGGAUCGUUUAUGAUUUAUUGUGCACAUUUUAUACAUCAAACGAGUAAAAUACAAAAUAUGAAACGAAAAAUUUCUCAUAUAUAUGAAACGGUGAGCAAAAGAAGAAUACCACCGCACGUUCGUUAUCUUAUAUUAAAUAUGUUCUGUGAUGAUCUUGAAGAAAAUGAAGUUCAAGGUGUUCCUUAUGUCAAGUAUACAUUUGCAUGA